Molecule: messenger RNA, 858 nt
Organism: Ordospora colligata OC4
Lineage: Eukaryota; Fungi; Microsporidia; Ordosporidae
Exons: 1
Coding region: 1-858 (285 amino acids)
Biological process (GO): DNA-templated DNA replication; DNA repair
Cellular component (GO): DNA replication factor C complex; nucleus
Molecular function (GO): ATP binding; DNA clamp loader activity; ATP hydrolysis activity
Source: RefSeq, a predicted model, not a curated record
AUGUGCCUAUGGACAGAGAAAUACAGGCCCAAGACACUUGAUACAUUUGAAGGGCCGGAGUAUUUGAAGACAAUGCUGAAGAAUUCAAAGGAAAGGGGACAUCCGAAUCUUCUUCUAUAUGGACCGCCUGGGACUGGGAAGACAACGUUUGCACACCUGCUUGCAAACAAAAAGCUGGAACUGAAUGCAUCUGAUGAGAGAGGAAUAUCGGUGAUCAGGGAAAAGAUAAAGGUGUAUGCAUGUACGCUUGAUUGUGAUAAGACUGUUAUUUUGGAUGAAUGCGAAAAUCUUACUUCUGAUGCACAACAUUGCCUGAGAAGAGUUAUUGAGGAUGCAAAGAACACAAGAUUUAUAUUUAUCACAAAUUAUCCGUCUCGGGUGAUUGGACCAUUGCGAAGUAGACUUGUGAGUGUUAGGUUUAUGUUAACUGAGAGUCGAAUCCUUGAAUCUAUUGGCAAGUCUGAAGGAUUAGUAUAUGAUGCAGCCUGGUAUAAAAGAUUGUUUAUAGCAUGUGGAAACGAUCUUAGGAGAUCGAUUAAUGUUCUUCAGGGAGCUGCGCCGCUGAAAGACAUAUGUAUUGAGGAAGCGGUUGGAAUUAUUCCUAGUGGGGUGGUUGAUGGAUUCUGGAAAACUAGCAAACCAGAGGUGCAUGAUUAUGUGAAAAUGUGCCUAGUUGAGGGAUACUCUGCUCUCCAGCUUAUCAGACAGAUCUCUGGAACUGCAAUAGGAAGUGAUAAGGCAUGUGCGGAAUUUGGGAUGCAACUGGCGAUGCUUGAAUCCAAAUCAGUAGCGGGAUGUUCUGAUGAACUUAUCCUAUAUAAUCUACUGUGUGCAAAGAAUGAGAUUUUUGGUAAAUAA